Messenger RNA from Rubroshorea leprosula, 843 nucleotides. NCBI's taxonomy places the organism in Eukaryota, Viridiplantae, Streptophyta, Magnoliopsida, Malvales, Dipterocarpaceae. The record is from the annotation of a GenBank genome assembly.
AUAAUUUUAAGUAAAAAAGUUAUUUUUAUAACAAAUAUAAAUUUAAGGACUAAAAGAUAAAAAAAAAUAUAGUCAAAAGCCUAACUGUUCUAUAACAAAAUAGGAAGUUUUCCGUUAUUUUUGACUAAGUAGACGAAAUUGAAAUGAAUAUAAAAGUUAAUAGAUCACUUAGAAAUAAAACAUAGUUUUUAGACUAAAAUGAAAUCAAGGUGAUAGUUAAUAGACUAAAAAUUGAAUUAAGCCCUUGUCAAGAGAUUAUACUGAGAAUUCUGGUUAAUAUCCUUAGCUUUUCUUCUCAGACUCGCAUCGGAUUAAUUGUUGACCAGAAAUACUAAUUCCACAAAAAUCACCUCAGUCUUGGUCUGGAAAAUUUUGCCUCCACAACAAAAUGCCGGAAACAUCAAACAGACCAUCUCCAAUGGGUUUUGGUUAUGCCAUGUUUCUGGGCCCAUUAAACAAGACAAUUCCAAAGAACUGUGAAGAAACAAGAGAAGCCCAGCCCAGAACGAAGCUUCAGAAGUGGGCUAUGUGUUGGCAUUAAUUCGGCGACACAGAAUUAUAUAGAGGUGACCUAUGUCCAUCCCUCCUCUGAAGUGCCGCCCGCCGCUACCAUCCAUGCGUUGAAACAAUGUUACAUUGUGGAGAAAGAAAUUUCCUACUUUAGUGAACUGAAAAUUAGGAAGUCGAAAAAUCAGCAAAUUUGGGUGUUUUAGGAGAAAUCACCAGGGAUUUGGAAAUCAAUGACAGGUAGAAGGAGAAGAAAAGAAUCUUUUUAUUUGUUUUGCAAAGAAAUAAUGGCGGACUUGCUACAUUCAACUCCUUUAAUUAAAGGUUGAUCAAGUC